AUAGAAUUCUACUUUCGAUUUUGAUAAGCUGAACAAUCGAAGUAUUUGGGAAAUAGUAUAUAAGUGAUAUGCGCAUACAUUACGUGAGAAUAACAACAAACGGUGCAUCUGUUUUUAUUGAGUAUAACUAUAAAUGCAAUACAGGAAAUGUAUAAAAUAAUGCAUGUAUUUAUAUAAAAAAUAAAGUGUUAAGAUAUUUUACAUUAAUGAUUAAGCAACAGUUUAACACUUUUAAUAGUCAAAUACAAUUGGCAUUUUCUACAGCAGGGAUUAACCGAUGUUAAUAAUGACAGAAAAUGCGGAAGAAGCUCGAUCUCGCCACCUGUCUACUGUCCUCGAAGAUAUUGGUGUCUCAAAGGGUGUCAUAUUGUUGAGAAGAAACACACAUAUUACAGUAGAGUUAUUAUUGACGGCUCAAGUACGCCUAGAUGGUAAUGAUAACGAUUUGUUCAUUUUCGGUAGUCAGAGCGAAGGGACGACAACCAUUGGAAUGCGUUCGGAUACGGAUGUUAUGUUCCACAAGAAAAUGUUUCGCGGAGUUCAAGACGAAUCUGAUUCCGCUGAUGAAAAAGAGUACAUUCCUUUUCGAGUUCUGAGAAAUGAAAAAUCAUCACCCCAAUGUUGCAGGCUAAACUUGUUAAGUCCGGCUGCUCCGGGUGACUGGGGUAAUAAUAAAAUGUUAGGAGGUGAUACGUCCGAUUUUGUUUCCAUACACGACGGCCAAACGUUCCUGAAAACAACGUUUCAAUUACGUGAACUUCGACUAGGUGACGAAACAAGAACAAGGCACGGACCGGCUAUUACUAUUGAUGACAACACAGAUUACGUGAAGGCUUUUGGGACAAAGCUAAUGAAAGAAUGUAAGUUUGUGUUUGAUCGUUUUAGACCAGGUAACUGGCCAAAAGCAUCUACAAUGGAGUUAGCAAAACAAUGCUUGGCAUUUUUUGUUCCGCAAGGGCCAGCCGACCGGGAGAACAGAAUGAUAUUUGACGUGAAGUCCAAAGUAGUGAAAUUUGACGUGCGUGUUGGCAUUGAUGACAUAGUGUAUUCAGGCGAAGAAUUUAGAUUCUCUACUCCAACAAUCGAAAGACUUUUGAUGUUUGACCUGAACAUUGUUCAACUAAAGGUUUAUGUGACAAUGAAAAUGAUGAGAAAAGAGUUAUUUAAGAAAGUAGUUGGAGACCGAUUGAGCACCUUUCACUUUAAAACUGCGCUUUUGUGGACCGUUGAGACUUAUCCAACAGAACUUUGGCGAGAGAACAAUCUUGUAAAAUGCAUUAUUUAUUGCCUGAUUACAUUGAAGCGUUGGCUGGAGCGUCGCUACUGUCCUCAUUAUACAAUUAGGGAUGUCAACUUGUUUUCUGGAAAGCUCAAGUACGCUGAAUUUCCCAAAUUAAUUGUUAUGCUGACGGAACUAAUAGAUACCCGACUUGAAUGUCUGAACGAUCUUGCAAUGGACAAUUUAGGGCUUCGACUGAAGGAGCGAAUGGGAAAUUCUGGAACGUCAUUGGCAAAAAUACCAACACGAUCUGAGAAUCACACAUGGAUUGUAGAAUAUCUAUUGGGGAAUUACAUGUAUAAAUUACUUUCAAUUCCGUUAAAUGUUUGCAACCUCUUGAAGUUUAAUUUGUCGUCACAUGAAAUCAUAAAUCGCUCUACUGCGGUUUGGGAGGAAAUUCGCCGUCAUCUUUCAUGGAGCCUUUCGAAAGAAACAGACCUUGUAACACAUAUGGCAAAUGUGUUUGCUGCAUCAGUGAUGGCAUCAUCAUGUUUGGAGAAUGGUUUACCAAUCUCAUCCGAAAUCACCGAACAAUUCGAAAACUCGUUGAAGGUCGAUCUACUGUCGGCUAGAUUGAAAUAUGCAUCUCUGUUGUUGAAUAUCGGACAGGUUGAUCGCGCUGCAAACAUUUUGUUCGACAUAGAAGCAAGUCUACCUUCUGAAGUUUAUGAGUUCAGUAUGCAUUUACCAGCCUUUCGUACUCCUGGUCCAGAAUUAGUUAAAACUAUUACUGAGGAAUCAAUCUCUGCAGCUGUGCAAGCGCAUGUCGCCUCUUGUGUAAUCUAUACUCCUCUAGAAGUCAACUGCGGACCUACACAUUUAGCCUACGAAAUGUACAGAACAAUUACCGAAGAUGACAAACGAGACAGACUCAACAAAGAACGUUGGAUGGACUGUGCAGUGACCGAUUCUAUACCGUACCUUUAUUAUUUGCAGUAUCUUGUUUACAAGCAGUUGGGUUCAAUUGAUAAGGCGAAAACUGCCAUUUCUAAGCUGAGGAAUAAGAUUUCCGACGAUGGCGAGAAUAUGUGUUGCAAGGAAAACCCAGUGAUGAAUAGGCAUCUGGAAACAUCAUUGAAUCUUCUUGGGAACUGUUAUGAACUUGAAGGCAACCUCGAACGCGCCUGGGAUUGUUAUUCAAGGUCAGUAGCGUUGUGCCCUAUGAAUAACGCUGCACGCUGGCACAUGUUGGUUAUGCUGAUGAACUUUUAUCAUUUUUUAUCAAAAUAAAAUGUAAUACAUAGAAAAACAUUUUUUUUAAACAUCCUUCAAGUUCUCCCGCACGCGGUCUCGAAAAGUGUACAUAUUUGUAUCUGAUUAAUGUGUAGACGAUCUAACAGUAUAGACGGCUGAUAGAGUGCGCAUUGGUUCACAAAAUUAAACGUUUUCAUUUUUGGUAAGCGUACGUCAAAAGUAGUCUAGAUCUGUUAAGAUUUAUUUAAAAUACUGCUUUCAAUUGCAAGAAAUAUUAAUAUUUUGCAUUCGUAUUGAAUACAUUUAGUAUCGACUUUUAUACACGUGUUAUCUUUUAUCCUGACUUUAUGAUUCUGGAUUCUGAUUUUUUGUCGACAAGAAGGUACUUAGAUCAUUUAUAUCCAGUUUAUUGAUCCAUAAAGUUCAUAUAAAAUGUUACUCUGUUGAUUAUUCAACCAUCAAUAAAUUAAAUUGUAGUUCAACUGAAUUGCCAUUAUCUUGAGUUAUUUUUGCAUGUAUUGACAUCUGUAUAAGCAAUAGCUAAUCGCCUUUUAUAGAGAACAAUCGGACGGGAUUUCUAUUGUUUAUGUUUUUCUGGGGUUUCAAUUUUUC
Dreissena polymorpha is the source of this 3085-nucleotide messenger RNA. RefSeq lists its product as uncharacterized. Lineage: Eukaryota; Metazoa; Mollusca; Bivalvia; Myida; Dreissenidae. The record is from RefSeq and is a predicted model, not a curated record. The transcript has 2 exons. Bases 278 to 2509 code for a protein of 743 amino acids. Gene Ontology annotation, molecular function: protein binding.